GGCUGCAGACACAUUUCGCCUGGUAAUAAGAGUAGCAACUUUCCAUGGAGCACAAAGCAAGAGUGGAAACUUUGUGGCUUGUAUGACAGCUAUUUUACGACAAAUGGAAGAUUAUCAUUACGCCCAUUUGAUCAAGACUUUCGGAAAAAUGAGGACUGAUGUUGUGGAUUUCCUGAUGGAAACAUUCAUCAUGUUUAAGAACCUCAUUGGGAAGAACGUCUACCCUUUCGACUGGGUGAUAAUGAACAUGAUGCAGAAUAAAGUCUUCCUGCGAGCGAUUAAUCAGUAUGCAGACAUGCUGAACAAAAAAUUUCUGGAUCAAGCCAACUUUGAGCUGCAGCUUUGGAACAACUACUUUCACCUGGCUGUCGCUUUCCUCACUCAGGAGUCCUUGCAACUGGAGAAUUUCUCAAGCGCGAAGAGAGGCAAAAUCCUUAACAAGUAA
Messenger RNA from Leptonychotes weddellii (Weddell seal), 445 nucleotides. The record is from RefSeq and is a predicted model, not a curated record. NCBI's taxonomy places the organism in Eukaryota, Metazoa, Chordata, Mammalia, Carnivora, Phocidae.